AAUCUCGAGAUGCAGCAAUCACCCCUCUAUCGUUUUCUGGAAGAUGGGCAGAUAGAAAAGGAGGGAGAAAGAAAGAGAUGAAAAGAGUGCAUUGCAGAGGAACCAAAGGAUACCCAGGUGAUGACCAACCAACAUCAUGUCGGAGGUCCAGGGAACUGUCAACUUUUCUGUGGAGCUGCACAAAUUCCAUAAUGUCGAUCUCUUCCAAAGAGGGUAUUAUUUGAUACGUACAAGUCUGAAAAUCUCAGCUAAGAUCCCACAUCGUUUGUCAGCAAUUCUGCCUGAACAAAGAGGUGAGAUGAUUCUGCAUUCAGCCAGCAUCCAGGACAACACGGUUUUCAGCCAAGUCUUUCAGAUCUUGUACCGGAAUGAAGAGAUUCUCCUCAACGAAUCUAUGAACUUCUCUGUGCAUCUCCUCCUGGAUGGUGAGAGGGUGGAAGAAGCAUUAUGUGAAGCUGACUUUCAGCUCAAUCUGGACCUGCUUUUUACAGACAGUGAACAACAGCUGAGAGAUGUCCUGACCAUCCCGGUAAUAAGCAGCCGCAUGUUGGGCCUCCACUUCCAUCCCAAGCAAGGCCUACAUCACCAUGUCCCUGUCAUGUUUGACUACUUCCACCUGUCGGCAGUCACGGUUACUCUGCAUGCAUCUCUGGUGGCUUUAAACCAGCCCCUUCUCAGUUUUGCUCGUCCAGGAAGAUCUUCCUGGCUUGGUAAAGGCAACUUGGACCCUGGACCAGAUCCACCUGGGAUGUCACUGGAAAACCUGGUCUUUGGAGCGGGCUACUGCAGACCGACAACUUCAGAGGGCGGCUGCUAUGUCCCAUCAGAAAACUGCAGGCAACAUGCCCACAAGUGGCAUGAAGACCUCUGCCUCCUGCUCCUCAGUGCCCACAGAGGUCUUCGGGGCUACUAUGCUGCCAUUGCAAAGGAGGUUCCUGGUUUGCCCCAGCUGAAGUUAGAAGAUCUUGCUGUGGAACAGACACUAUCACAACUUUCUGAAGAGCUGCAGAUGCUGAAUAACUCAGAAAAGAUAGCAGAGCAGAUCAGCAAAGAUCUUGGAUGGCUCUGCUCCCACCUUUUAGCCCUGUGGACCCAAUUUUUGGCAAUUGUAACCCUGCAUCCUGACGUCACAACAUACCUUCUUCAAGAGCAUCACACACUAAGGGUAAAGAGAUUUUCGGAGGCCUUCUUUUAUGCAGAACAUGAAAAAUGUGCUGCAACAACUUUCCAGGAGAGCCUCAUCCAGCAUCAUAGCCAGAUUUCAACAGAAGUUCGAUAUUCUGAGUAUUUGACCCGUAUGCCGCCUCUCCCUGUAGAAUGCCUGGACAUUGAUGGAGACUGGAGCACACUACCAAUUAUCUUUGAGGACAGAUACGUUGAUUUCCCUUAUCAAGUUCAGGGCUUAGACAUUUUGUCAAACUAUAUGAUUUCCGCAGUGGACAAUUUACAAGUGGACGUUGAUAAAAAUGAGGAGCCUUCCUCAAACAACAAUAUUGCUUUAGCAAAGAAGGACUUCAAGAACAGCAUCCCUUUUGUUAUACAUACUGAUAGGAUAAAUAGAAAUUUUAUGUUUCCCUUUGGCUGUUCAAAAGGUGACUGCUGUACGGCCAAGAAUUUCAAGGCUCACUCCGUGACUCAGGUAUACACGAUGAAUGAAAAUGACCAGUCCUACAUCACUCAGAAAGAGCUGGAGACCAAUGUUAUAUCUAGCUUGCCAUCAGAUCUCCUGAAAGAGCCUUCAAAUAACUUUAAGGGACCAAUGAGCUUUAUAGAAAACAAUUGUCGGAUCACCACAGAGGAUGUAGACCCAGUGUGUAAGACUGCCGACCAAAAUAAAUCAGUGCUUAUUAUGAAUACUCAGUGUGAUGCCGGCUAUUAUGAACCUCCUAAACAUCUGGAUGGGGUUAGUUUGAGCCAAGCAGCUCAAAGGGAUUGUUGUGAAUCUACUCUUGCUUCUGACCAAUCAAGGUUCAUUGAGACACCAGUAGAUCAAUGUAGUGAAACUCUGUUGCGAGCCCAGAGGACAUUUGAUGUAAUUCAUAAUUUCAACUCCUCAAAUCCAACAACGGUUGUUGAAGAGUCCAAGUUACAUCUGAAGGAGCCUAACAUGAAGAAGCAUGAAGAUGUCUUGAUAUCAGGAGUCAUUAAGAGAUCUUCAUCAGUCAUUUCAGACUCAGGAAUUGAAAGCGAACCCAGUUCAGUCGCUUGGUCAGAUGCAAAGAGCAAAGCCUUGGAGUUGGCCAGUGAUCAAGAGAACCUUCACCAGCUAGUCAACAGGCAUGCAAUCCAUCGGAAUUCCCUAGAAGGUGGACGUACGGAAAGCAACACAAGCUUGCCUAAUGGCAUACAAGCCUCACUUACGUCUAUUAGCUCCUUGCCUUAUGAGGAAGACGAAAGGGAGGUGGAGCCCAGCAAGUUGACAAAAUCAAUCUCUGCUCCUCAGAUCAGCAGUCCCGAGGAAUCCGUGGAAGUCAUGGAUAUAUCCAAAUCUGAUAAAAACAUCUCGGGUGGGCAUGAUGUGGAAACAGGAAAUGCCAGAAUGGUCUCAGUGGGAAAUAUUUCCACCUGCCAGGAUGGAGAACCUCAACUGUCCAGUGGUUUGAUGGAACACCCCAAAUCUGAUUGCAAUGCUGCUCACUUGAAAGGAAGUGUUAAGGGCUAUCCUGAAAAUGACUGUACUUUGGAAGCCACAGAGGGACCACUGCCUCAAGUAGAAUGCCAGUGGCCAGAGAGAAGAGAGGAUGGCCAUUUCGAAACAGCUAAUAAUUAUUUGGAUGCAGAUGCUUCUAAUCUGGAUAUCUAUGAUGAGGAUGCAAACAUGAAUCGUGACCACAAUUUGUAUGCUGCAGAUGUGUAUGCUUUCUCACACUGUGAGAAGGAGGUGAUGGACUUUUGCUAUGCCAAUCCAGACUCAACAGACUCGGCAUAUGAAUCGAACUUUACUAGGGAGAACUCCGCUAACUCUCCGGUCAGCAGCAACAAUAUAGCCUGUGGUAAAGAAAUCACAAAUUUACAGAAAGUCAGACUGGACAACAGAUCUGAGUGUGGCUCAUGCAGCAUUGAGCUGGAGAAAAGGGAUCUCAAGAGCAUAGCAAAUAGCACUGGAUUUCAUUCUGCAGUGCCAGAAAAGUUGGUGCUUGAGAGUAAGAAGGCCGUGGAGAUAGUCAACUUAUCCAUUUCUUGCACAGCCACCUGUCUGCCCUUUUCUUCAGUUCUCAAGGAGACACCUCCACUGACUGUCUUGUCCACCAAGCAGGUCACAUCUCCUAUCACUCACCAACCAAUAGGGUCCUUUGGGGUCAUCUCUUGCGAAUCUAGUAAAGUGGGAGAAGAAGACAAUGAACAAAUGCUCAAUUUCUAUCAGGCCAAAGAAACAUUUAAAAAGGAACUGAAGAUUGAAGGAUUUCUGUACAGUGACUUAUCCAUACUAGCUUCUGAUACCCCAUAUUUUCCACCAGAGGAAGAGGAAGAAAAUUUGGAAGAUGGGAUUCACCUAGUGAUCUGUGUCCAUGGGCUAGAUGGUAACAGUGCAGAUCUUCGGCUGGUAAAAACAUUCAUCGAAUUGGGUCUCCCUGGAGGAAAACUUGACUUCCUAAUGUCAGAAAGGAACCAGACAGAUACCUUUGCAGACUUCGAUACCAUGACGGAUCGCUUGCUGGAUGAAAUAAUUCAACAUAUUCAGCUAUACAACUUGUCGAUAUCACGUAUCAGCUUCAUCGGUCACUCACUCGGUAAUGUGAUCAUCCGAUCAGUAUUGACCCGGCCCAGGUUUCGUUAUUACCUCAAUAAGCUACACACCUUCCUGUCCCUCUCUGGACCUCACCUGGGAACAUUGUAUAACAACAGUACUUUGGUUAGUACAGGUUUGUGGUUGAUGCAAAAACUGAAGAAAUCUGACUCCCUUUUGCAGCUGACUUUCAGGGACAAUGCCGAUCUGCGGAAGUGUUUCCUUUACCAGCUUAGCCAAAAAACAGGUCUUCAGUAUUUCAAAAAUGUAGUCCUUGUUGCCUCUCCCCAGGACCGCUAUGUCCCAUUUCAUUCUGCAAGAAUAGAAAUGUGUAAAUCUGCCUUGAAAGACAGACAUACAGGUCCCGUUUAUGCUGAGAUGAUCAACAACCUCCUCCAGCCUGUCGUGGGAGCUAAGGACUGCACUUUAAUCCGUCACAAUGUAUUUCAUGCCUUGCCAAACACCGCUAAUACGCUGAUUGGGCGAGCUGCACAUAUAGCCGUGCUGGAUUCUGAACUGUUCUUGGAAAAAUUCUUUCUCGUGGCAGGACUCAACUAUUUUAAAUAGGACCAGGAGCAUUAGGGAAGCACCGGACUCUUUGCAGAAAACGGCAACCGUUUCUGAAUCAAGGGAGUGCUAUAUUACCAGGAAAAAAAAAUGGCAUAGGCUAAUGGUGACAUAGCAUGCACAUACUCGUACCCUAUUUAUUUGGGGGAAAGAAUCAAAUGCUUCAGUUAUUAAGCAUUCAAAGGGCCAACUCUUGGUGCUUUUGAGAAGAUGGAAACAUCUCCACAUUAAGUUUCUUUGUCCUUUCUCUCUUUGGUCAUCUACCUUGAAUAAUUGGUCUUCAAAUGCUGAGAGUCAGAUUCCAGAUCUGCCUUUUUUGUAUCUGUGAUCGGAUCAGUAAUUUUUUUUUUCUUUUCUUGCUUCCUUCAUUGGAAAAUCCUUCUAGCACUAAGCCGUCUUAGUCAAGCUAAUGUUGAUUUGUUGAAUAGGUUUGCCAUUUCAUUUUGUGGGUUAGCGCACGCAGGUAGAAACAACCACGGAGCUUUGGUAAAAUGAGAACUCAAUAAAAUCUAGUUGUACAACAUUGUUGUAUAACAUGGUACAGGCAUAUGAUUACUUGAUCAUGUCUUGAAUUUUAAGAGUAAGGGGCCAAGAAAGAACAGAACAGCAGAGUUGGAAGAAUCCUUAGAGGUCUUUUAGUUCUCCUCUACUCAGGCAGGAAACCCUAUACCAUUUGAAACAAAUGUUGACCAAUCUCUUCUUAA
This is a messenger RNA of Crotalus tigris (Tiger rattlesnake), 4998 nucleotides long. It is a transcript of the gene FAM135B, whose product is annotated as family with sequence similarity 135 member B. Bases 137 to 4294 code for a protein of 1385 amino acids. The transcript is spliced from 20 exons. NCBI's taxonomy places the organism in Eukaryota, Metazoa, Chordata, Lepidosauria, Squamata, Viperidae. The record is from RefSeq and is a predicted model, not a curated record.